Fundulus heteroclitus (mummichog) is the source of this 1777-nucleotide messenger RNA. It is a transcript of the gene dpm3, whose product is annotated as dolichyl-phosphate mannosyltransferase subunit 3, regulatory. Gene Ontology annotation, biological process: GPI anchor biosynthetic process. Bases 125 to 403 code for a protein of 92 amino acids. The transcript is spliced from 2 exons. The record is from RefSeq and is a predicted model, not a curated record. Gene Ontology annotation, cellular component: dolichol-phosphate-mannose synthase complex; endoplasmic reticulum membrane. Lineage: Eukaryota; Metazoa; Chordata; Actinopteri; Cyprinodontiformes; Fundulidae.
CCGUUCAGAACUGCUGCGUCUCUCACCACAUUUCCCAUAAGGCAUCGCGGAGGGCGACGUCAUUAUUCUGCGCAGAGCUGAGGUGGCGUUUGUCAGAAGGCUCUUCGUUGCUCAAACAUCCGUCAUGACUAAACUCCUGCAGUGGCUGCUCGGAGCGUCGCUGCUGGGCGCUAUAUGGGCCGUGGUCGCCUUCGAUCCGCUGGAGCUGAGCCUCCCCCGGACCUACAGGGAGGUGGCCUGGCCCAUGCCUCUCUACCUGCUGGUCUCCUUCGGCUGCUACUCCCUGGCCACGGUGGGCUACCGGGUGGCCACCUUCAACGACUGCGACGAGGCGGCCAGAGAACUGCAGGAACAGAUCAAGGAAGCCAAAGAGGACCUGAGGAGAAAGGGGUUAAAGAUGUAGGACAACCACAGGGAGCUUUGUUGAAGCUGUGGAGACUGAACUGCGAGCGUUUUAUUUCUCUUUUCUCUGAGAGAGAGAGAGCACUUACAAAGCGGGGUAUAUUUGAAAUGUGUCGCUGCUGGAUGAUCUUGGAGCGUCUUCGUAGUCGGCAGGUUCGAUCUGAAACAUAAAUUACAACGAGGCAUCAGUCAGUCCUCGUCACUGCAAUGUUUUUCCUGCCAGAAAGGGACCUUAGAGUAUUUCUGUGUAGAGCUGACGAGUAAAAACAGCUACAAGCCAGACCUUUCUGUAAGAUCAAACUCUCCUUCACCUAUUCCAUGACAUGCCGUGGUAGUUUAUUGUUGCUGUUUUGCUAUUUUUGUUUAGAGAUAUUUAUUUAAUUAAAAUAAAAUCGGUCCUUGAGAACAAGCCAACCCUGCUCACAUGCUUCUGAUGACGUCACAUAUUGCAUUAAACAGAGCAGAGUUCUUUGGAACAUGUCCUUUUUAUUUUUCUGAAGGGUUUUCAGGGCCAAUACAAUUAUUAGUAUUUUUUUUAUUUAAUUUUUUUCUCUUGAAUUCCAUUACAAACCUUAUCACAAAUGAAAAUAAAGUUUGGUUAAUUUUUUUUCUAAGGACUAUAAUGUACAAGAAGAAAAUAUACACUGUGGUCUGAUUUAUACUUUUUUAGUCACUCGCAAAAGAGAAACACUAUUUCUUUUAUUUUUGUAGAGGCUUCCACACCCUUUUUGUUGUUUUCUGAGGACGGUAUCGUAGUCAGAUUUAGUUUUCUUAGGGACUAAUGCAUAAAAAAACAGAACAUAUACAUUUUUAAGGCGAAGAACUAUACAUGGUACAUCUAUUUAUGUGUCAGAUUCUUUUUAGACUCAGCAAAAGUCUUAAAGUCUACACUGCUGGGUGAGUUUGGAGGCGACUCAACCUGCGGCCUGCUCGUAGUUUUGUUACAUUUGAUGGCUAGAUUGCUGUGUUGCUAUUGCAAUAUUGCGCAUAUUAAUAAUGUGAUUAUUCUGCAUCUCUCUUUAAAUAUACUUUUGAUUGUAUCACGUUGCCCAUAUGCCAAAUACAUCAGAAGUUUGCAACAUUUUGCUUAUAUCCUGGUAAUUGUAAUCGAAAGGUCACACAUGAAGACUUGGACGGCUCACAGAAGGAUUUCCUGGAUGCAGUUCAGUCUGUCUCAGCUCCAAUACCAUCCUUUUUAAAAAAAAAAAAAAAAAAAAAAAAAAAGGUGGAAUUUGGUUCUGUAUUAAGAGCUGAAUGCUUGUCAGAGAACAUGGACUAAUAUAUCUGUAAAGAAGUGUACAUUCCUUUGUUUGCUAUAAGAAAUGUGCCCUGGAUGCAUUGCUGUGAAUCAAUUAAAUGGGAGUUUAUUUUCUCA